Molecule: messenger RNA, 1055 nt
Organism: Mycotypha africana
Lineage: Eukaryota; Fungi; Mucoromycota; Mucoromycetes; Mucorales; Mycotyphaceae
Product: origin recognition complex subunit 3 N-terminus-domain-containing protein
Exons: 5
Coding region: 264-965 (233 amino acids)
Biological process (GO): DNA replication initiation; DNA replication
Cellular component (GO): DNA replication preinitiation complex; nuclear pre-replicative complex; nuclear origin of replication recognition complex
Molecular function (GO): DNA replication origin binding
Source: RefSeq, a predicted model, not a curated record
UGCUGUAUACAAGUGACCACUGUCCCGUUUGUCAAUGUGUGAUCGAGCAGGAAAAAAAAAAAAAAAAGGGUUUACUUUUCCCUCACCCUCCUCCCCGCUUAUUUCGAUUUUUUUUUUUUUUUUUUUGAAGGACAGGCACGAAGCGGGCAACCAUUGAAUCUCAGACAGGAGGGUGUUUUGUGGGCCAAAAGAACAAAAAAUAGUAAUAGAGAAAAAUUUCUUACAUAGAUCUCUUUUUGUUGAUUUGUGUUGUAUUUUUGUAGAUGAGUCUGUUGGAGGGCAAUUUUGACUCUGUUUCAGAAGGCUGUUUUCUGGUCAUGCCUGGAAAAAAGCGAUCCAGAGUACUAAGCACGAGUUUACCUAAAUCCAAACGAGCCAAACCGCUCAAAGCAACAAGCAUAAAGGCGACGCAUCGCAGCGAAUGGAAAAGCAAAGAAUCGCAACAUGAUGGAUUUCAAUUACUCUACAAUGGUCGAGAGCCUUUGAAGGCCAUGCUGAAAAGAAAAGAGUUUUUGAGUACGUGUUGGAAGACAGUGGAAGAUUUGUUCAAUGAGUCAUUGUUGGGCAUUAACCAAGCCGCCAUCCAGGAAAUAUGUGAUUUUGUCAAUAAGGAUCACGAUAUGACCCACCAUAGUUUACCGUUUCAUGAGAUUCCUACUGGGCUUGUGUUUGCCGGUAUUAAUACACCUGAUCACAGCACUCAGUUCGAAUACAUAGCUACCCAAUUACGAGCAAAGACAGGGACGAAGAAAGAGAAUUAUGUCGCUUUGUUACAGUCCAAAGAUUGUAUGAAUCUGAAAAAUAUGAUGAAAUCGAUGAUAGAACGCUUCAUGGCGAGCGCGACAGAGGAGGACGGAAGUGAAAAGACGGAUAUUGUUGAGGACACGACCACGGAUGCGCAGGAGGAAGAGGAGGAGGAGGAGGGCGAUGAAGAAGACAUGAUACGGUUCACUGAGGUAAAAUAGCAUGUUCUGCCUCUGGGGGGGAUCUUUUGCAGUGGACUGACUCUGUCUAUGUAUAUCUAUCAAAGCGACGGGCGGUAGGGUAUCAACUGG